Molecule: messenger RNA, 7741 nt
Organism: Rhineura floridana
Lineage: Eukaryota; Metazoa; Chordata; Lepidosauria; Squamata; Rhineuridae
Gene: APBB2
Product: amyloid beta precursor protein binding family B member 2
Exons: 17
Coding region: 599-2941 (780 amino acids)
Biological process (GO): regulation of DNA-templated transcription
Cellular component (GO): nucleus; cytoplasm
Molecular function (GO): transcription factor binding; amyloid-beta binding
Source: RefSeq, a predicted model, not a curated record
UUGCUUCCUAAACUCUGUUUUGGGUGGAGGGAGAAGAGGAGGAGCACAAGCCUCCACAGUAGCAGCCGCCGCCGCCAGAGGCCGGAAUUAUUUCCUGGGGAAAGCGCAGCAGGCUGGGAAAGCGUUUCCGGAAGGCUGGCUACAUCCCGCAGCAAGGCUUUGGAGGCGGCUUGUGUGGGCGACAACAGUAGCCUUGAGCGCAGAGAAAGGGACCGAGCGGGUGGCUGUGGGCGCAGGAGGGGCCAGCGUGAAGGUGUCCAAAGGAAUGCUGCCUCACCUCCUCUCAUCACCCAGUGGCCAAUUGGGGCAUGGAGAAGAGCUUCUUCUUGGCAGGCUCUUUAAGAGCUGAAGGAUGCUUGCUUGCUUGCUGAAGAUUGCUGAAGGAUGCUUGCUUGCCUGCCAAAGUGUCCCUCCAGGAAAACGUGUAGCCUCUUCACCUUAGCAAACUUGACCCUUCAUUUCAGAAAGAGGUUUGAGAAAUGAGUAAGAGUAUGAAGAUUCUCUACCCUUUUCUGCCUGCCCUGUGAGCUGUUAUAAAUUCACUUGACAGCCAACCGAAUUCCAAUUAAUUACUUAAGGAUAACGUAUCAGAACGUUUAUGCCACUGGUGCUUGCAUCAAGGGCUAAGAAAAGUGGCCUUCUGCAGAAGCCUUCACCAAAGAUUGGAGAGUUUGACUCUGGUGUGGAAACCUUGGCAGGGUUUAUGGCAAGCAACAGCACGACAGACAUUGUGAAUCGGAACGGUCCCGCCACUCCACCCAACACGCUUCACCUGCGCUCCUCCCAUAACGAACUGCUGAAUGCUGAAAUCAAGCACACGGAAGUCAAGAACAACACCCCUCCAAAAUGCAGAAAAAAAUAUGCAUUGACUAACAUUCAGACAGCCAUGGGCCUUUCUGAUUCUGCUGCGCAGCCCCUGCUGGGCAAUAAUUCCUCCAAUAUAAAGCUGGUGAAGAAUGGAGAAAACCAGCUUAGGAAAGCAGCAGAGCAGGGACAACAGGAUCCCAAUAAAAAUCUGACUGCUCCUACAACUACUGCAGGGAUCAACAUAACUUCUGAGAAGUUGGAGGGGAAAGAGCCAAAGCAGCAGAAUUCUUCAGGCAGUGAAAUACUGCCAACACAACGCCGGAGAACCAAGAGCUUCCUAAAUUACUAUGCAGAUCUCGAGACAUCAGCAAGGGACGUUGAUCAGAAUUAUGAGAACAGCCAAGUGGCAGGGGAGGAGAAACUGUCCUCACAGUGCAACAGCCAGGCAUCCGCUGUGAUUGUUAAUGGGGAUGCCUUGCCUCGGAAACAAAACAAGCCAGCGAGUCCAGAAGAUGGACAGGUAGCGACUGUAUCGUCCAGCCCAGAGACGAAGAAGGAUCAUCCUAAAACGGGUGCCAAAACGGACUGUGCAUUACACAGGAUUCAGAACCUGGCACCAAGUGAUGAAGACUCUAGUUGGACAACAUUGUCGCAGGACAGUGCAUCUCCAAGUUCACCAGAUGAAACAGCAGAUAUAUGGAAUGAUCACACAUUUCAGACAGAUCCUGACUUACCACCAGGCUGGAAAAGAAUCAGUGACAUAGCUGGGGUGUAUUAUUGGCACAUACCAACAGGAACAACCCAGUGGGAACGCCCCAUAUCCAUACCAACAGAUCUUCAAGGUUCAAGAAAAGGAUCGCUUAGUUCUAUCACACCGUCUCCCACUCCUGAAACUGAGAAACAGCUAUGGAGUGAUUUUGCUGUGCUGAAUGGGGGAAAGAUUAAUAGUGACAUUUGGAAGGACCUUCAUGCAGCCACAGUAAAUCCAGACCCCAGUUUAAAAGAAUUUGAAGGUGCAACACUGCGCUAUGCCUCUCUGAAGCUCAGAAAUGCCCCACAGUGUGAUGAAGAUGAUUCCUGUAGCAUCAACAGUGAUCCAGAAGCCAAGUGCUUUGCUGUGCGUUCUUUGGGAUGGGUAGAAAUGGCAGAGGAAGAUUUGGCUCCUGGAAAAAGCAGUGUUGCUGUAAACAAUUGCAUCCGGCAACUCUCUUAUUGUAAAAACGAUAUACGAGACACGGUUGGCAUUUGGGGAGAGGGGAAAGACAUGUACCUUAUCCUGGAGAAUGACAUGCUAAAUUUGGUCGACCCCAUGGACCGCACUAUUCUUCAUUCACAGCCCAUUGUAAGCAUCCGAGUCUGGGGAGUAGGUCGUGACAAUGGCCGAGACUUUGCCUACGUAGCGAGAGACAGAGAGACAAGGAUUUUGAAGUGCCACGUGUUUCGAUGUGACACCCCAGCAAAAGCCAUUGCCACAAGCCUGCACGAAAUCUGUUCUAAGAUUAUGGCUGAACGGAAGAAUGCCAAAGCUUUGGCUUGUAGCUCAUUACAAGAACGGACGAAUGUCACCCUUGAUGUUCCCUUGCAAGUAGAUUUCCCAACACCAAAGACUGAGUUGGUCCAGAAGUUCCAUGUGCAGUACUUGGGCAUGCUACCUGUAGCUAAGCCAGUGGGCAUGGACACCCUGAAUGGUGCUAUAGAAAGUCUCAUCGGUUCCUCUAGCAGAGAGGACUGGAUGCCCGUCACCAUGAAUGUUGCUGAUGCUACAGUGACAGUCAUCAGUGAAGGAAAUGAAGAGGAAAUUGUGGUGGAAUGUCGUGUACGAUUCCUGUCUUUUAUGGGCGUGGGCAAAGAUGUCCAUACGUUUGCCUUCAUUAUGGAUACAGGAAACCAGCAUUUUGAGUGCCAUGUUUUCUGGUGUGAGCCCAAUGCAGGCAAUGUUUCAGAAGCUGUUCAGGCUGCUUGUAUGCUACGGUAUCAGAAGUGCUUGGUAGCCAGACCUCCUUCACAAAAAGUCCAGCCACCUCCUCCUCCUGCAGACACAAUGACCAGAAGAGUCACAACUAAUGUAAAACGAGGGGUAUUGUCCCUCAUUGACACUUUGAAACAGAAACGUCCCAUUACUGACACGCCAUAGCAGCCCUGCAGGAAAACAAGGUUUCUUGGGACAUCCAGAAGAAAAUGCAGUAGCCACAAUAAAAGAAAUGAACUGAUUUUUGGCCUUCCAAUUUAAAUGGGUGAUGCUUUGUCUUCAGAGAUUUUACCCUUAUCAAAUAAUAUUAGACAAGCAUGUUCUCUCGUCUUUCCACCAUGUGAUAUGAAAAGAAGCAUGAGUAAUUUUUUUCCUGUGAGUUUUGCACCAUGAAGUGGAAGGUCUGUUUUCCAACUGUAAAUAUUAUGAACAUUACUUAAAUUCACACAUACACAAGAAGGGAAUAUGGCACAUUACUCCUAAUCCUUGGAGACAACCAUGCCCCGAUUGAUAUUCAUCACCAUUCUGACCUGGAUUUGUCACAAACAGUCCUUAUAUCUUACAGCACUUUGCCCUCAUUUUUGACACUGAAGUACAUACCAAGUAUUAAUUACCAUUGUAUUACUGUAAUAUGAAUACUGAGGGUUUUUUUUACAAAACUACAUUUCAUUAAUCAAUCUAUCUCGUGCACCCUAGUAAUCAUGUUUCAUCUUUGGUCUGCAAGUUAGGUGUGCUUCAACAUGAUAGUUUCCUAUUCAGAUUGCAGUCUAUUGGAAAGAGUGUGCAAACAAUAUUAUAAUUGUGACAAUCACAUGUACAUCUGUUUCAGUUUUAUACCAAUGCUGGGAAGCUGCGCUUGGUACUUCCUUUCCAGCACACAUAUAUGUACAACAAAAUAGAUGGGCAAAAUUGUCACAUGGUAUUAACUACAUGUGGUUUGCAUGCUUCUUUCUUGUAAAGAAGUGCUGCCCCAGUAGGAAAAUCUAUCAUAUUUGAAUCGUUCUUCAGUCUUGGAACUGUGCUUGCUGAAAUACCAAAUCAUAUUUAAGAGUUCAGAAAAAAGUUUUGGAGGAUGUAUUGGGUUUUCAUUUUGAAUCAGACAAACCCCAGCACAAUGGCUCAAGUGCCUCUUACAUUUUCCAUAGAUGCUGGCCAAUCCUUUUGUAUGUCUUUACUUUGAUACAGUCAGGAAGCAAAUGUAGAGAUUGGCUAGCUGAUGGGUGUACAAGGCUAAAAAUUACAGGCUUCCCCUAUUGAAAACUGCAUACAGAAGAACAGGCCUGUGCAUAAAAAAUGUACCUUGAUACUUGACCCGUAAUCUAUAGGGUAAGUGCACCAAAAAUGGAAUUUUAGCUAUACAGCAUGAGAAAAACAUCUUUAACUGAGAAGAGGGAGGAAGACUCUAGUCUCAUUCAUUAGUUUUCUUACGACAGGAGUUGCGCUAGGUAACUGUGAAUGAAUGUGCAUGGGUUUUUACUUGAGUUCUAGCACUAGAACUAUGACCUUCUGUUUCAUUUCUUCUCGCUCAAGUUGGGUGCUGAGCCAGUAGUUUUAUAGCACACAAAGGACAUUUUGCUGUGUAAGAUCUAUUCUAAUUUGCAGCCUUUUGAGGAACUAUAUUUUAUUGUGAUUUUAAGUUAAGAAAUUGUACAUUCUGCAUUAGAUUUUGUGUGUAAUGCACACUAAUCAAAAUGUUUGACCUCUGAAAUUCCAAGUAAAACUUGUCCUGUUGCAGAUGCCAUGACAAACUCCACAUGCUUGUUCCUUCUAAUUGCACCUUAUGCUAUGUGUUAUUUCAGAUAGUUCUUUGUUUUCACAUGUAUUUAUCAUUUAUAUAUAAUAUGUAGCACACGUUCACUUGCACAGCUGCCAAAGGAAAAGCCUUAGAACCCAACCUAUGGUAUGGUUACUUAUGCCAGUAUGUAGAAGGUACAUGAAGAGGGGCAGGGGAGGCAACCUUGAGUUAAUGCACCCGCCCCCAGACCACAGAAAACCUUUUAAAGAUAACCAGAGAUUAUAUCCAUAAAUGCAUAUGGGAGUCAACCACAAAGCCUGCAGUUUGUUCAAAAAGGUUUUAAGUGUAUGAGUCUAAGGCUUACUCACCUAUGCUGCCACAUGUGCAAGUCAGCCUGUAGUAUCCCAACAAUCUGUGGCACAAGGGAGUAAGUAGAAUACUGCAUUUCUGAUGGCUGGCAAUGCCAGUCCUGAAAGUGUAGAGAGAUGAAAAGGCUCCUUCCACACAGUCAAGUCUUGCACAAAUAGGAAAAGCUAUGCACGCAAUCCUGCAUGAUAGUUACUCAAGCGUGUUUUGACAACAUUUGGAGCUAUAGCUAAUUGUAGCUUUCCCCCCAUGAGUGCCCACAGUAAAAUAGAUACGUGUGUUGUUCAAGUAUGAGGGUGUUGCACAUGCUUUUUUACUACACAAAAAUGUCAGUGUGUGCAAGAGUUUCCUGUAUACCAGUUGUGAAGCAGGUACAAAAAGGCUGCAGAAUUAUACUAAGAGGAGCAACUAGGAACAACACAGAGUAAGAAGACAAUGUAAGCUGCUCAAAAAAAAUCUCAGCAUCCAUAACGACUUCCAUUUUCUCACAAACCCCAAAAAGGUUUUUUUCCUUUUCACUCUUGCUCCAAUGAAUAGCUGGUGCCAUACCAAGCAUUGUGCAAACUGGUUUUUACCAAUAUAAAGGCGACAUAGGGCAGGCUUACAUGUGCAGGUUUAUCACUUGAUGGCUACAACUUCAAGCAGUAACUUGCACGUGUGACUGAGCCACCAUACCACAUUCCUUGUGGAUCACCUCAAACAUACUGUGAGACUUCUCAGUGAAGCCACUUCACAUUCACCUGCAGGUGAUCAAAUUAGUAACUGUCUUCCUCCAUUUUUAUGAGGUAUGUAUUGCAGGUUAAAACCAGAAGUGAGCCUAUGCACAAAGAUACAUAAUACUUUUUUAGUUUGAAUUAACCCUUUUUUAUUUUCUAGUUACUUCACAUCAAUGGUGAUGUCAGUUAUGUAUAGGGAAAGUUAUCACCCUAAGAAGGGUAGCCACAUGGCUUAAUAGCUCUAAAAGUUAGGGUUACCACAUGUCCUUAUUUUAAAAGUGACAUGUCAAGUACAAUGUACUUCUAAAGAAGGCAACUGCUUGGGUCUAUCUUUGAUAAGUACUACCAGUCUCAGCUGGCUCUUGACAAAAACCUCUUUCUCCCCAUUUUUUAAACUGCAUGCUAUAUUGGCAGCCUUCCUUCUUAAAAAAGAAAAGUGAGGAACAGUUCCAAAAAUUGCAAACAAUAUGCUCAAUUAUCUUUAGGUACUUAAACCCACACAGGAGACCUUGAUUCAUUUGUAUCUAAUUGGCAUCAAGCUUGGGUUUUUUUUAUUAUGGCUAUUUCACAUUCAGCAAGAAAUGUACUAAAGACAGAUAUUCCUGCUGAAAACAGUAAGAAGACAAAGUAUUUGUUUUGCAAGUAGCUUUUGGAUUAGUUCAAAAGUUUUAAAAGCUAUAAAACUUGUGAUUACUUUUCAGCAUUUUAAAUUCCAUUAGCUGAGAGUUAUAUCCUACUCCUUUAAAAUUAAACUUUUACACAUCCAAGAAACAUAUCUGAAUUUAUUUUAUCUUAUUUUAUGGAAUCCCUAUGUACAGAGGUAGUGCCUCUCUGAACACCAGAUGCUGAGGACAAACAAUAGGGAAGGGCAUCUUAUUUAUGCCCUGCUUAUGAGGCUGACCACUGUUGGAGACAGAAUGCUAGACUAGUUGGACUUUACUCUGAUCCAGCAAGGCAGUUCUUACCAGACAAAACACAAACGCUUGUCGAUGACGGCCAAAAUGUAUGUAUGGGUUGAGUGCAAACAAAUGCCAAUGACUUUACUCAAUGUUGUAGUGACACUUCUGUUAUCUAUGCAUUCUUUAUAUCGCACAGGGCAGCCAUGUUCACUAUGCCUUGGAUGUUUCUUGUCUUUUUUUGAUUAACUUGUUAAAUACAGCUUAAAUAUUUUUAUUUUAUUUAUUCUAUUUUUACUGAAAUAUUAUUCAAUUAUGUUGACAUAUCUUUAUUACUGGAUUCAAUCUCACGUGAUAUCCAGUGCUAAGUAAUCUCAGUGUACUAUAGGUUGCCUAAAGACAGAGGAUUUUUGUAAUUCUUUGUAGUCACCUUUUUAAUUAAUUAAAUAUGUAGAAGUAAAAUGGCAAAAUAACAUGUAAAGCUAACUUCUAUUAUUUUUUAAAAACACAAAAAGCAAGUUAGAUGCUGCUGUCACAGACCACCUCAUUUGCGUACUCCAUUGAAGGAAGGGAGAUUGUUAACCAGUCAUUUGCGAUAGCUCAAUGCUUUCCUUCUCUCUCCCAACCCACAGCAGUGCUUUGAUGCUGUUGUUACUUUGUUUAUACAAACCAAGUACUAUUUCUUUAAGUAUGUUUAUUUUUCAUAAAGAUGAAGAAUCGCCUACAAAAGGAAAGAAAUUUGCAUGAAAGGGCAUCAGUCCUACUUCUGUUACAAAGAGUUCUGAAUGAUAAACUGUGUGCAGAACUGCCCCACCUUAAAGGUAAAGGAGAGGACCUUUAAUAUCUGAGUAGAAGAAAACCUACAGAAAAUACAAAGCGUGCACCACUUGCCAAGUUUUUAAGAGCCUGUUUAUUUUUAAAGAAUUCUGCAGUCAAUUAAACAGAUCACAUAUGGAGGAAGAGCGUUAUUUUUAUUGUGUUAACUCACAAGAGCUCAGCCUCUAGAGCUCUAUCAUUACCAUCAUUAGCUGCUCUCCUUGGCAGGCAUAGUUAUUUUGAAUGAGAGAAGUGUGAAUGAGCAGAAGUAGGUUUGAUUUAUUUCACUAUCUGCAAAAGAGAAAGGGGGAAAUACACAGAGUUUAUCAAUAAGAGUUCUUAGUAUUAUAUGAAGUAGUUGAUUUUGAAACAAAAGGUUUUCUACCAUUGUCCACUUUUUACACAUUUAAAUGUAAUCUGUUGCAAGAAUAAAUUU